AUGGUUUUUAUUAAGCUCAAUAAGUUUAUGCCUUCGCAUACUUAUUAUGUUUGUAUUCAAGUUGACGAUACAGAUCCAAAGAAGAUAAGUGAUGUGCAGCUAGAUUCGAGAGAUAAAUUGUCAGCACUUCGAAAAUUGCUCGAACAUGAUGCUAAAAUAAAGAUGUCAAAUUGUAUGUUAUUUACGAAAGGCGCAAAGGUGAUCGACAUAAGAGAAGAGGAUUUAAUGGGUUUUAUUGAAAUUAUGGAUUGUAAACAUAAUACAAUACAUAUAAGAGACUUCGAUGAAAAAUUCAAACUAGGAUUCGGACGUACAGUUACUUAUAAUGGCAUAGAAAUAGCAACUGCGAGAGCAUUUAAUAUCACAGACUGUAAAUUUGAAUCUAUAGAACCAUGCUUUAUAGACAAAGAUGGAUUCCCCAUUUCUUCUAUUGUAGAUGUGUUUCGAGUAAACAAUCUAAUGAUCAAAACUAAAAAAAAUUUGGACAAAGCAAAAUGUGACAUGAGGACUCCAAAGACGCAUCGCAGUCGCAUAGAAAUUCAUGAUUCAAUUAAUUAUGAAAAACAUAUAAGAGCAACUUGGAAGCUAGAACCACAGGGUAUUUUAUUUACAGAUGAGUUUGAAGGUGAAGUUAAGGAGGCUAUCGAAUCUAAAGAUGUCAAAAAUUUGAUAAAUGUUACAAAAAAAUUUGGGCAAUUCAUCCCUUGCAGCAUUGAAUUUGGUGGUAGAUUGUGCAUAGUUGAAAAAUCACG
This is a messenger RNA of Acaulospora colombiana, 752 nucleotides long. The record is from the annotation of a GenBank genome assembly. Lineage: Eukaryota; Fungi; Glomeromycota; Glomeromycetes; Diversisporales; Acaulosporaceae.